AUUUAUUAGUCCAAGAAUUCUUAGACCCGAACCCGAAGGGACAUACGUUUUUUCCGUUUAAAAUCCAACAAAUACGGUGUUGGUAUCUAGGGUUUCAAACAUCAAAUCCCCCCGUAUUUACAAAGCUCAAUCACUACUCACUGGUGCAUUUCUCUAGACAGUCAGACAGAAAGACCCAUUUCGGUAACCCCUUCAUUCAUCAUAAUCCAGCGUCCCCGUGUUCAUAACGUAGACAGAAAGAAUUCAAUUCUGCGCCGGACUGUGAUAUCGACACAUUUACGCAUUCUUCAACAGAAGGAUAUACAUUGAACUCAUUUUCUUGUAGACAAUAAAGUUCGAAUCUUUGGAUAGUGUUGAGGGAUAUAUAUGGGGAAAUCAGGAAGGAAAAAGAGGGCAGGUAUUAACCAGAACCCGGGUACGGGAGGAAGCAAUGGCCAAACACAUGUUGUUAAUGGAAGUGUUGACUUAGCCUCAUCAGAUUUCCUGCAAAGAGCUCUUGAGCUCAAAGAAGAGGGGAACAAGAGAUUUCAGGCCAAGGACUAUGUGGGUGCUCUUCAGCAAUAUGAGAAUGCCCUAAAACUGACCCCCAAAACACACCCUGACAUAGCCGUGUUUCAUAGCAACAGGGCUGCUUGUUUGUUGCAGAUGAAGCCAGUAAACUAUGACGCCGUGAUUUCUGAAUGCACGAUGGCUCUCCAGGUUCAGCCCAAGUUCAGCCGGGCCCUUCUCCGCAGAGCCCGUGCUUAUGAGGGCAUUGGAAAGCAUGAUAUGGCGAUGCAAGAUGUGCAGAUGUUGUUGAAAGCUGAACCCGGUCAUCAGGAUGCUUUAGAUUUCGCUGCGCGAUUGAGUGCGGCUAUUGGGCCUCGUCAAGAAGCUCAACAGGAUCUUCAGAGCCGUCCAUCGCCAGCUGCCCUUGGUGCAUCUGCAGUGGGUUCAGCUCCAAUUGCGGGCCUUGGCCCAUGUCUGCCUGCUAGACCAGGACCCAAGAAGCCAGUAACUUCAACUGGGACUUCUGCGCUACCUCCUAGUAAUAUUAAGCAUAAUCAAGUUCAACCUACAACUGAGAAUGUCUCUCAAUCUAAAGUUCCAUUGCCUAUGGUUGUCUUAAAGCCUUCAGUAAGUCCUUCCAAGCCUAAUCAAAAUCCAAUCAACAAUGACAAAAAGGAACAGCCAAUCACUACUCGUGUGCAGUCAAAACCGGCUGUGAUCCAUUGGAGGCCACUAAAGCUUGUUUAUGAUCAUGACAUACGUCUUGCACAAAUGCCUGAAAAUUGCAGUCUCAGGGAGUUGAGAGACGUUGUUGCCAAACGCUUCCCAAUGUCAAAGUCAGUUCUCAUCAAGUACAAGGAUGGUGAUGGUGAUUUAGUCACUAUCACAUCCACAUCUGAAUUAAGAUUAGCGGAGUCCUUUGUUGUUGCUGACCCUGUAGGGCUUCUGAGAUUGCAUAUUGUUGAGGUGAGUUCUGAACAAGAGCCACCUUUAUUGGAAGAGGAAGAGGAGAAGCCCAUUGACAGUGAAGUUGUUGUUGACAGUGACACUGUUGUCGAAAGUGUCAUUGCCAAAUCAGAAAAUGUCACUGAGAAGGUGAAAUCUGCAACGCCGGGAGAUCUGGAGAUGAAGGAAGUAGAGAUGGAUGAUUGGCUAUUUGAGUUUGCUCAGUUGUUCCGGACUCAUGUAGGGAUUGACCCAGACGCUCAUAUAGAUCUUCACGAACUUGGGAUGGAGCUUUGUUCAGAAGCACUUGAGGAGACAGUGACCAGUGAAGAGGCUCAAGCUCUGUUUGACAAAGCGGCAUUAAAGUUUCAAGAAGUGGCUGCACUGGCUUUUUUCAACUGGGGAAAUGUCCACAUGUGUGCCGCAAGGAAGCGGAUACCCAUUGAGGAUCCAGGGUCAAAGGAACUGUUGACUUCACAUCUUCAGUCUGCUUAUGACUGGGUGAGAGACAAAUAUUCUUUAGCCAAAGAGAAAUAUGAGCAGGCCCUUAUGAUCAAACCUGACUUCUAUGAGGGUUUACUGGCUCUCGGGCAGCAGCAGUUUGAAAUGGCUAAGCUCCACUGGUCGUUCGUUUUGGCUAAGAAGGAAGACCUCUCAAAGUGGGACCCAACUGAGACGUUCAAGCUUUUUGACAUCGCUGAGGAAAAAAUGAACGUGGCGACCGAGAUGUGGGAGAAGCAUGAAGAAGAGAGGGCCAAGGAGUUGAAGGAUCCUAAUGGAAACAAGAAAGAUGAAGUAGUAAGAAGAAGAAAGAAACAGGGGAGUGGUCCUUCUGAUGUUGAAAUUGAAAUCUCGCCCGAAGAAGCAGCAGAACAGGCUGCUGUGAUGAGAUCUCAAAUACAUUUGUUUUGGGGAAAUAUGCUCUUCGAGCGAUCUCAAGUUGAGUGUAAGUUGGGCUUGAAAGGUUGGGGGAAGAACCGUGACACUGCAGUUGAGCGGUUUAAGCUUGCUGGUGCUUCUGAGUCUGAUAUUGCAACCGUUCUGAAGAACCAUUGCUCCAAUGAAGCAUCUGCUCAGGACCCCGGGAAGAAUGGUGUCUGCAUUCUGGCCAAUAGUGACCAAUAAAGGCGACAAGGUAGAUGCUGCUGAUAAAUGUAGGUUAAUGUUAUUUGGUUUCCUUAAUUUAAGGAUGAAGCUUGUGGAGCCUUUUAUUUUCACAUUAAGGACUAAGGUAGCACAUUGGCUUCACAAUUUUUUCGAGGUUGCACUUUCUUUCUUUGCUUAGAUUAUUUAUUGUGCUCAGAAGUUUGAACUGUCAUCUGUGACAUUAUGUCUUUAACUGUCUAUCAGGCUAGUUUUGUCAUGUGGAUGAACUUCUAUGAGAACAUGAUUUUCUUCUUAAUUUCAGGUUUUCUGAAACAGUAUCAAUAAAUACUACUCCGUAUUAGAGUAUUAGACUGGCCAGUUCUCACUUAUUUAGUUGAAAUUGAGGUUACUGGACGUUUUUUUGUUUCAUGAAGUUCUGCAGAUUCAUCAAUUUUUACAUUAACUUAUUCUUAUUUUAGAUAACCAGACCACACAAAAAAACAUUCAGACCAGGCACAAAAAAGUUAGACUAGAGUAGUUUAGUUCCAAUAUUAUGUUUCAGAUAAGAAAUUUCAGCAACAUCAUGAACAUUCACUCACUAAUAGUCCUGAAACAUUUAGAUAAGAACACUCCACAUCAGUUUGGAUUAUAUCACACUUUUUCAGGCAAAGAGAACAUGUCAUAACGCUUAACAAAUGGGUACUUAACCAUUCACAUUGUUUACCAGAAUGUUUGAGGGUAUGGAAUUCAUUCAUCAACUCCACAAGCGGUCUUUGGAUAGUGAAGACAUGAUGGCUGUGGCCUGUGCAGGAGGAAAUGGGGGUAGGGAGAGAGGGUCACCAGACUCACCAUUAACUGCAGCAUUUCUAGGGCAUAUGGUAGGUCACUUUAGAAGAUGGCAGAUAAGGAGCCCGUUUGGUGAUACCCAAAUCGGUUGAAAUUUAUAAAGUUCUGGUUGAUGUGGCUGGAUUGACCGAUUCUGCUUAUUUACAAAAAAAAUUAUAUUUAAAAUAUAUUUUAUUAAUUAAAUAAAGAAAAAAUUAUAUGAAAAAUAGCUAAAAUG
Molecule: messenger RNA, 3583 nt
Organism: Cuscuta europaea
Lineage: Eukaryota; Viridiplantae; Streptophyta; Magnoliopsida; Solanales; Convolvulaceae
Source: the annotation of a GenBank genome assembly